AUGAGUGUAUUCGUCUCAGUCGGACUGCCCUGCCUCAUCCAGACCAUCUUCAUCACACCUGUGGAUUUCAUACAAGCAGGCCAACUGGUCUCUUUCCUGUCUCCCAUCAUCUCCCCCAACCCAGACCCUCCACCCCCUGCUCCGUGGUCCCCUUUCCGUCGUCCCACCACGUCUGCGGAGUGGGUGCCGGCUCCCUCCCCCAGGGGUGGGAGUGAGGAGCUAGGGGAUGGACUGGACAAACCCCUGGAGAACGAUGCAGAGGGCGUGUGGAGCCCGGACAUCGAGCAGAGCUUCCAGGAGGCCCUGGCCAUCUACCCUCCCUGUGGCCGCAGGAAGAUCAUCCUCUCUGAUGAGGGCAAGAUGUACGGACGAAACGAGUUGAUUGCACGGUACAUCAAACUUCGCACGGGGAAGACGCGGACCAGGAAGCAGGUAUCUAGUCACAUUCAGGUUCUAGCCCGGCGGAAGGCCAGGGAGAUCCAGGUGAAGCUGAAGGACCAGGUUGCCAAAGACAAGGCUCUGCAGAGUAUGGCCACAAUGUCCUCAGCCCAGAUCAUCUCGCCUACGGCUUUCCAGAACAAGAUGGCUCUUCAGGGCCUGUCGAGGCCGGCUUAUCCCACUGCUGGUGGGUUUUGGCACGGGGCACUCCCAGGACAGCCAGGAGGCCACGAAGACAUUAAGCCCUUCUCCCAGCAGAGUUACGCCAUGCAAGCGUCCGGCCCGACCCCUAUAACAGGUUAUGAAAGCACAGCAGGGCUGUCAAUGUCUCCCGGAGCCCCCCCUUGGCAGGGUAGAAGUAUUGCCAGCUCCAAGCUGCGAAUGCUCGAGUUCUCCGCCUUCUUGGAGCAACCUCAGGACCCAGAGAAUUUCAACAAGCACCUGUUUGUGCACAUCGGCCAGUCCAACCCGAGCUACAGCGACGCCUAUCUGGAAUCUGUGGACGUCAGACAGAUCUAUGACAAGUUCCCAGAGAAGAAAGGAGGCCUGAAGGAGCUGUUUGACAAAGGGCCACACAACGCUUUCUUUCUCGUCAAGUUCUGGGCGGACCUCAGCAUUAACCUGCAGGAUGACAGCAGCUUCUUCUACGGUGUCUCCAGUCAGUACGAGAGCUCUGAGAACAUGAUUAUCACCUCAUCCACCAAAGUCUGCUCCUUUGGCAAGCAGGUGGUGGAGAAAGUGGAGACGGAGUAUGCACGUUUUGAGAAUGGACGCUACGUGUUUCGGAUCCACCGUUCCCCGUUAUGUGAAUAUAUGAUCAACUUUAUCCACAAGCUUAAGCACCUGCCGGAGAAGUACAUGAUGAACAGCGUUCUGGAGAACUUCACUAUCCUACAGGUGGUGACUAACAGGGACACACUGGAAACCCUCCUGUGCAUAGCUUACGUCUUUGAGGUGUCCACCAGUGAGCAUGGAGCACAGCAUCAUAUUUACAGGCUAGUCAAAGACUGACACAGUCACACAGUUGGAACUUACCUGUUCUAGACCCAUUGUAGCACUUCAGUGAGCAACAACAAGAAACAAUGGACUACUUCCUCCGUAAGCUUAAAGCUGAAACCAUACAACUCUGUCAGAAGCCCAGAGAGACUCUGGCUCUGUCAGCAUGCCCAGGAACACUAUUUCUGCUGAGGAAGAGAUGGAUUUGGGAUUGUGGAAGCUGGAAAAUCCUUUGUGUGAAAAGUGGCAUGGAGAAAAAGAGAAGAGGACCAUGACACGCUGUGGUCUCUAUACCAAAGGAGCCAAAUCUAGCCAACAAGACCUGCAUGAGAAAGUUGUCAUUGGUGGUGUUUUUCAUCUCAUUUUAGUAGUGCUUGUUUUUGAUUUAGAUUCUUUUACACACACAUGCAUGUGCAGGGGAUGUUUGCUACAGAGGAGUUUAGCUGCCUCAGGGUGCCACCUAGUGACUUAAAUAUAAACUACAAUGGGGAAAAAUAGUAAAAGUAGAGCGAGAAUCCCUCCUUUGCACAUCCAUAAAAUAUCACUGUUUUUUGGUGCCAAUCGUUUGUGUUAUUUGAGUAAUUAUGUACAGUGCCACAUCCAUCUCCUCUAAACAAAGUUAUGAAGAUAAGAGGCUAAAAUGAUUUAAAAGAGCUAUUGUAUUCACUUUGUUUGAUGUUUAAUGUUAAAUGUUUCUUGUAUUGUCUUACUGUUUUUGAUUUAAAAUGAUCUGACUACAACAAAAGGCACAUAAUAACACUGCUAACUUGAACCAGAUUUGGAUUUGUAAGCUGAUUACAGAGGUUGACUGUAGCUGUAACUUGCCCUGAGGUGUCAGAUGAAAAUACAAGUGUUUCUUACGUAACUCCUCAUAAUUGUUUUUUAAUCCUGUCCAAAUUACUGCAAUACGUGACAUACUCAUAAUGGUAUACACAUCAUAUGUAGUCGGGGGGUUUUUUGUUGCAGAUUUUGUUCAGUGUCGUCUUUACAGAGGGGACAAAAGUAAAUAACUUGCCA
Centropristis striata (black sea bass) is the source of this 2451-nucleotide messenger RNA. Its product is annotated as transcriptional enhancer factor TEF-3-like. Gene Ontology annotation, cellular component: transcription regulator complex. The record is from RefSeq and is a predicted model, not a curated record. Gene Ontology annotation, molecular function: RNA polymerase II cis-regulatory region sequence-specific DNA binding; DNA-binding transcription factor activity, RNA polymerase II-specific. The transcript has 12 exons. Bases 1 to 1449 code for a protein of 482 amino acids. Gene Ontology annotation, biological process: embryonic organ development; hippo signaling; regulation of transcription by RNA polymerase II. NCBI's taxonomy places the organism in Eukaryota, Metazoa, Chordata, Actinopteri, Perciformes, Serranidae.